Lithohypha guttulata is the source of this 801-nucleotide messenger RNA. RefSeq lists its product as uncharacterized. The transcript has 2 exons. Lineage: Eukaryota; Fungi; Ascomycota; Eurotiomycetes; Chaetothyriales; Trichomeriaceae. The record is from RefSeq and is a predicted model, not a curated record. Bases 1 to 801 code for a protein of 266 amino acids.
AUGCGCACCAAAGCGAGUACGGCAGGCACAACCAAAAAGGGCGAACGUCAGCAACUUGGACUCGCGGCCGAGCAGCCAUGGAUCCACCGAAACACUGACGCGACUUGUGACUCUUUGGUGCUUCUGUGCUUUGUAAAACCCGACUCCACCUCUGUCGUUAGGGCGCGGGCUGACGAUACAUCCGAGUCUGCAGGAAACGUUAAGCCCGCCCUGGCCGAAUCAGCGACAUGGGUUGGCAUUCUUUGCGAAUACAACGCUCGUGGAAAACUAUCACGAGAAGCUGCUAAGGGUGACCACAACCUGCGACUCUUGGUUGGUCACGCCAACAUGCUCGACUCGCUAAUGAUCGACCUUGCCAACGCAGAGCAAGAGCAGGAGCGGUGGUUCAACAAGUCUUUAUCUGGUGCAAGAGAAGAGGAGGAAAUCUCCUACCAGGAAACUAUUGUGGAGGAACCCGAGGCCGACUGGGAAGCUGAGGAUGCAGCCAACAGCGACGAAUCAGAUUACGAGGAGGAGAUCAGACCAAUAGUCGACGACAUGGAGAUUGACGAUGAAGAUGACAACUCCCUUGCUCUCACACGAACUGUCUCAAGACACUCACCACCAGAGCUUCUCGCUGAUGAAGACUCGGAGUCAGAAGACGAGCAUAUGCCACCAUCUCCACCAAACUUGUCGCUUGACGACCUAACAAGCAAGCCACAACAGUCGCUCUUUCCAUCGACAAAAGAGAUCACACAAGACAUCCCUGAAGGAUUUUACCUACCUUCGAAUCAGGAGCCAACCAUAAUCGCCGCCUAUUAA